AGUAUCCACGCACGUACUAGACAGGAUUGAAACGCCAUGAUCGGCUUCGCGCCCAACUCCACCGGCGACCAGCUCAUGCGCCGCUUCUGCGACCCCUACACGUCGGCGAGCGUGGACACGUACGUGCGCAACAUCACGGACUCGUACACUGACACGAGCAAUGAGUCGUCCAUGGUGGCCGCCUCCGUCAUCAUGUUCGCUCUGGCCGGCAUCUUCUUCAACCUCAACCUCUUCAGCCGCUUCUCUGACGUCAGCGCCAUCCUCGACCCCAAGGUCCGGGUCUUCCUCUCCUCUUUGCUCUCCCUCUUCCUCCCGGUCAUGUCCUACCUCUUCUCCGAGGCCAAGAACGCCGGCAAGGUGGCCGCCGCGGGGGUUGGCCCCCGCGAGGAGCCAGACCUUUCGCUGCAGGCCGGCUUGAUCCUCCUCUGGAUGCUCCUGGUGGAGCUCCUCCGCAAGAAGGUGGACGAGAUCCGCAUGCGCGGCUACUCCGGCACCAUCCAGCGUGCCGGCCGCGUCGUCUGGCUCGGCAGCCUCGUCUUCUUCAACCUCAAGAGAGUCGGCCGCAAGGCAGUGUUCGGCAUCUUUUGGGUGCUCUGUGCCACCAAGGUGGUGCAGAGGAUCGCCUUCACCGAGGUCGGCAAGCGAUCCUACGCACAUGGCAAGAACACGCGUCUCAUCACCUCCUACAUGUCACAGAUAUUGCAGCCAGGUCGACCACAGCCACAGGAUCAGCAAGAGCUCCAGCAGCACCGUUCGUCGCCGACUCAUGUCCUCGACGUUGAGGAUGUUGAGCACCGAGUGGCUGCCAGAAAUAACCAAGCUGAUGAUGGCGAGGCCAUGCUGAAGAGGUGCAGGUUCAUCGUGAUGGGUGAAGAAGACCUGGUUAUAGAACCAACUGCUGACGGCUACAAGCUCAAGGAUAUCUCCCCCGACGGCGCCGUCCUCACCGUUGGAAAAUUGUGGGAUCAUGCCUAUUCCAACCUCGAGCAAGAUCUACGGCUGCGACUCAGGAGGCUGUGCCUCUCCUUCGCGCUCUUCAAGCUGCUACGGAGGAGGUUCGAGCACCUGCCGCCGGUGACCGAGGAAGAGACUCGUGAGUGCCGUGACCUACUCUUCGACGGUGUCUACCAUGCGGGGACUGAGAAGGCGGCGGAGGAGCUAUUCCAGAUGAUGAACGACGAGGUGAACUUCCUGUGCGAGUACUACCACUCGGUCAUCCCCGUCGUCCUCGCAAGCCCUUUGUUCUUCCUUGCAAACUACUUCCUGCUCCCCAUGGUGGUGCUCGGCAUAUGUGUCAUGACCGUAGUCCUCUGUGGCUUCGGCGACGCGGGGUUCGCCUUCACCAGCAUCACAACGGACAACUUCGCCAUAAAGUCUGGCGUCGUGAACACCACCAUGUGCCUCCUCGUCAAGUCCUUCCACUCUCCGUCCGCCUUCUUCACGAUGGUGGACUUCGCCAUCACCUUCCUUUUGUUGGCCAUCUUCUUCUACGAGGAGAUAUGGGAGUUCAUCGUCUUCCUCCUCUCAAACUGGUUCAUGGUGUCACUGGUCCACAACUACGUGACAAAGCAGGGGUGGCGUGAGAGCAAGAUGUUCAGAAGCUCUGUUCACCGCAUCAUAUGGCUACGGAAAAAGAUGAGCCAGCCCGUCCUUGGCUUCAAGCAGUUCUCACUGCUGAACCUCCGAUGGCCGCUGGUCCUUGGCCUGCCGUCUAUGUUCUCUCUGGCGCUCGAGACGGCACCCGUGCCAAAAGGAGCCAAGCACGCCAUCAUGGAAUCGCUUGUGAAGCACAUCGGUGAUGGCACCGAUCUCAACAACGGAAGCUCUGUUCUGGUGAACAGACACGACCUCUUGCCGGCGUGCAGGAGCAAGAGCAUCGCGGAGGUCAUCCUCACCUGGCACGUCGCCACCACCAUCAUGGAGGCGGAGUGCACUCCCGACAAGGGCAAGCAGGGCAAGGCCUCCCACUACCACAUGGUGGCGACGAGGCUGUCCAGGUACUGCGCCUACCUGGUGGCAUUCCACCCGGAGCUUCUCCCGGACAACCAGGACAAGACGGAGCGCGUCUUCGAGGCCGCCAAGGCGGAGCUCAAGAACAAGCUCGGCUGCGCCAGCUACUACCUUUCGUGUGGGAAAAUGAGGGUCAAGGCGGUGGAGACGGCGGCGGCGAACAAGUGGGAGGACGGCAAGGUGGUGCACAACGGCGCGAAGCUAGGGGAUAUGCUGAGGGACGAAGCCGUCGCAGGCAGCCAGUCGGAGCAGACAUGGAAGCUGCUUGCGGACAUGUGGACGGAGCUCCUCGUAUACCUGGCACCGUCGAGCGAUGAGGAGCGCGUGAUAGGGCACGAGAGUGUGCUGGUGCAGGGCGGUGAGUUCAUCACCGUCCUUUGGGCAUUGACCACCCACACCGGAAUAAAACGUCCGGAGAAGUAGCAUGGAUGUGCUUGCUGCGUGUGCUUUUUGGCCAAUGUGGCUUCAUAUUGGUUGGUUGCUUGCAUUUUUCUGUUUUGCUUAAUUUUUUUAUUUCGAAGUUGAUUGAGAACAUUUUAUUUGUCACUUUACCUGUAUGUAAGUUGACUGAAGUUGAAUUUGGGUCAGUCGAUUUUUUCUGGCCGUUGAUUGU
This is a messenger RNA of Hordeum vulgare subsp. vulgare (domesticated barley), 2623 nucleotides long. RefSeq lists its product as uncharacterized. Lineage: Eukaryota; Viridiplantae; Streptophyta; Magnoliopsida; Poales; Poaceae. Bases 37 to 2433 code for a protein of 798 amino acids. The record is from RefSeq and is a predicted model, not a curated record. The transcript is spliced from 2 exons.